CAGACAGCUUGGAGAGUCGUGGCUGUGCUCUAAGCUGAGUGAGGGCUGACAGGGCUGUCCUCCAUGUUUUAAUAAGUACUGACAUAUCACACAGAAUUUUUAGCCAUGCAGCCACAGAGUGUUACAAAGGAGGAGGGGAAAACGGAAAACUACACUGAAGCAGAAGAAAUGGAGAUCUCCACAAGAUCCAAAGAUGCAGGAUCAACAGAGAGGCUGGCCCAGAAGAGGAAAAUCCCUAGUCCUUCAAACUCAUCCAGUGGCCACUCCCCUGCUGAAAGCUCACCCUGCCCAGUGAAAAAGAAGAAAAAACCCGGAGCUGGUAGCAGCACCAAGGACCAGUCUGAGCUAAGACACGGUCCCUUUUACUAUGCCAAGCAGCCAUCACUCACCACAGACCCUGUUGAUGUUGUACCGCAGGACGGCAGGAACGACUUUUACUGCUGGCUGUGCCACCGCGAGGGCCAGGUGCUCUGCUGUGAGCUCUGCCCCAGGGUGUACCACGCCAAGUGUCUCAAACUGCCAGCUGAGCCCGAGGGCGACUGGUUCUGUCCAGAAUGUGAGAAAAUAACAGUUGCUGAGUGUAUAGAGACGCAGAGCAAGGCCAUGAUGAUGCUCACUACAGACCAACUUUCUUAUCUACUUAAGUUUGCUUUGCAGAAGAUGAAGCAACCAGGUGAUCAUCCGCGCUUGUCAUCUCGCUCCCCACAUGCAGCUUCCUCGCAGAGAAAGACUUUUAAUUGGACUGAACCUUUCCAGAAACCAGUGUCUCUUGAACAGCAUCCGGAUUACGCAGAGUAUAUAUUUCAUCCGAUGGAUCUUUGCACACUUGAGAAGAAUAUCAAAAAGAAAAUGUACGGCUGCACGGAGGCCUUUCUGGCAGAUGUUAAAUGGAUUUUGCACAAUUGCAUUAUCUACAAUGGAGGCAAUCACAAGCUCACAGCUACAGCUAAAGUGAUAGUAAAAAUCUGUGAACACGAGAUGUAUGAGAUUGAAGUGUGUCCUGAGUGUUACCUGUCCGCCUGCCAAAAGAGAGAAAACUGGUUCUGUGAGCCAUGCAGCCACCCUCACCCUCUCGUAUGGGCCAAAUUGAAAGGAUUUCCGUUCUGGCCUGCUAAAGCGUUACGGGACAAAGACGGACAGGUGGACGCUCGCUUCUUUGGCCAACAUGACAGGGCCUGGGUUCCUCUGAACAACUGCUACCUCAUGUCCAAAGAGAUUCCCUUUUCUGUGAAGAAGACCAAAAGCAUUUUCAACAGUGCCAUGCAAGAGAUGGAGGUCUAUGUGGAGAACAUGAGAAAGAAGUUUGGCGUGUUUAACUAUGCCCUCUUCAGGACGCCGUACACCCCUGACAAUAGCUUCCAGCUGCUUCUCGACCCUUCAAAUCCCUCGUCCACCGCCGUAAAACCCGAGAAACCGGAGAAGAUAAAGCUGAGCAUCGAUAUGUUGGCGUCGCCCAAGAUCACCCUGACCAGGGCGGUGCUGUCAGGACUGGGGGAAAGAACAACGGGACAGCGGCAUCCUCUCGGAGACGGGCAGCGGUCCCCCAUGAGCACCAACUCCUCUGCACAUUGUGGCUCCGAUGGGGAGCAGGAAACGGCAGACAGGACGCAGACCAAAUCUGCAAACAGCCAGUCCAGUGCAGGAGAAGAGUCCACUGACUGCACAGGAAAUUCCCUAGACAGCUCGAAACCACCCCACUCUCAGACUCCUGACACAUCCAAGCAGGAAAAGGCGCCACAGACCGGAAGCAUUCUAAACCUUAAUCUAGAUCGAAGUAAAGCGGAAAUGGAUCUAAAGGAGCUCAGUGAGACGGUUCAGCAGAAACAGGGAGCCGCUCCGGUCCUCACCUCUCCAAAAAGACAGAUCAAGAGCCGCUUCCAGCUAAACUUGGACAAGACAAUUGAGAGCUGCAAGGCACAGUUGGGUAUUGAUGAAAUCUCGGUGGACGUUUAUAAAGGUGUGGAGCACAGCGACUCUGAAGACUCUGACAAAUCCGACUCCAGCGAGAGCGAGUACGCCACAGAUGAAGAGUCAAAGUCUAAGCCUGGCCAAGACUCUGCCGCCAAAAGGGAACCGCAGAAGGAGCUCACUAGGAGUAAAGCGAAAGAGCAACCUUCUGUAAGCCAGACGGAGAAAGACAAAGCCGACCCACUUGUGCCAAACACCAUGGAUGAUUCCAGUGCGUCUGUGUCUGAUGGCGAAACUGAACAGAAAACGAGCACCGGUUUGGGUAAAGAGAACCCAGAUAUGACUGAAGCAGCUCUAGAAGCCCCGGUGUCCAAGGAAAAGUGUCAGGUGAAACUAAAGGAGGCAAAGCAGACAGUUCCCACCGAGGACUCUGACUCAGAGAAGGAGCUGGUUAUCGAUCUUGGGGAAGAACAGCAGGGCAAGGAGAAAAAGAGAAGCAGAAAAGACAGCACUGUCAAAGAGUCAACUGUUGGGAAAUCUGAAGUCAGCCACUCGUCCGUCUCCAGCGCCGCCACAACGCCGUCAUCUUCCUCAUCGGUUUCAGCUGCACCAGCUUUGAAGAAACAGCGCCCUCUGCUGCCCAGAGAGACGGUGCCGGUGGUUCAGCGAGCCGUCGUGUGGAGUCCCGCUGCAAAGUUUCAGACGUCCUCCCAGAAGUGGCACAUGCAGAAGGUGCAGCGGCAGCAGCAAACCCAGCAGCUCGUCGUGGCCCCACAAACGCAGGCAUCCUCGCCCAGACACAGCCAGGCCCAGGUUCUGACCCAGACACAAGUAGCGGGAAAUGGCUCUGCGGCGGUUCCUUCGUCGUCGUCCUCAGCGCAGCAGUCCUCACAAAGCUCUCGCUAUCAGACAAGACAGGCUGCCAAAGCCGUUCAACAAAAAGACCCAUCCAUCAGCACGUCCACACCUGCUGGUACUCUGGUACCUAGCAGUCCAGCUUCUGUUACCAUGGUAGCUCCUUCAGGUUUGGGCACACCUGCGUCAUCGCUGGCUGGAACAGACCCGUAUAUUCCCACUGCCUCGGCAGAUGUGGCUGCAGACAUUGCAAAAUAUACAAAUAAAAUAAUGGAUGCAAUUAAAGGCACAAUGACUGAGAUGUACAAUGACCUCUCUAAAGGUUCUUCAGGGAACACAAUAGGAGAGAUAAAACGGCUGAGAAUUGAAAUAGAAAAACUACAAUGGCUACAUCAGCAGGAGCUGUCUGAAAUGAAGCACAAUCUCGAGCUGACGAUGGCAGAAAUGAGACAGAGUCUGGAGCAGGAGAGGGAAAGGUUAAUGGCCGAAGUGAAGAAGCAGAUGGAGCUGGAGAAGCAGCAGGCUGUGGAUGAGACCAAGAAAAAACAGUGGUGCGCAAACUGCAGGAAGGAGGCCAUCUUCUACUGCUGCUGGAACACCAGCUACUGUGAUUACCCAUGUCAGCAAGCCCAUUGGCCAGAACACAUGAAGUCCUGCACUCAGUCAGCAACCGCCCCACAGCAAGAACCUGAGGCUGAACCAAAGGCAGAAGUGCCAAACAAAGGUGCAGGGCAGACAAGCAGUGGCCCUAAUACCCACAGAGAUGCCCCAGUGUCUGCCUCUUCAGACAAAGACUGUGACACAGAAAAAAGUACUGAAAAUGUUGCUGUGACCUUGUCAUAACCCAACAUGAAAAUGUAAAAUUAUGUAUGUUUUACUACUA
Molecule: messenger RNA, 3646 nt
Organism: Xiphophorus couchianus (Monterrey platyfish)
Lineage: Eukaryota; Metazoa; Chordata; Actinopteri; Cyprinodontiformes; Poeciliidae
Product: protein kinase C-binding protein 1-like
Exons: 21
Coding region: 106-3606 (1166 amino acids)
Biological process (GO): regulation of DNA-templated transcription
Cellular component (GO): nucleus; cytoplasm
Molecular function (GO): transcription corepressor activity; protein binding
Source: RefSeq, a predicted model, not a curated record